AUGGAAUCUCAGGAUGACCAGCAUGCAUCUAGAGAGCUGAAGGAGAUUUCAAAUGAUUUAUUUGCUGCUUACGAUGCAAUAUACAAGAUUCAAACACUUGAUGAUGAUGAAAUCAACAAAAUUUUCGAAUUUAUCAAAGUACGAUGCUUUGGAAUACUGAGAAUUUCGCCAGUUGAGAUCAUGCAAAGGAUUUCUGAUGAGUUUGUCUAUCAAAAUCGUUACAUUAGAUCUUGUUGGUCAUUGUUCAUUAAAAUUUAUCAAGAAUAUCGUCCCAAAAGAGUUACGCAUAUUUCAGAUAUUUUUGAUUACUUUUUUUACAAGGAAUACGAGUUUACUUUAAGUGGACAACAUCCAAUAAAAUUUAUUGAAUAUGAAAAACAAAAUAUUUCAUUUGAUAUUCAUAUACCACAUACAAUUUAUCGUGCAAUUAUGGAUGAUGACAUACGAUCAUUUAUUUCUCGCACACAAGAAGAAGAAUUUAAUAUUGACCAUAAGCUUAAAAGCGAUUUUUACCCAGAGAAUGAAGGUGGGUAUUCAUAUCUUGAGUUAUGUUGUUAUCAUGGUGCAGUUAAUUGUUUCAAAUUUUUGAGAACAGAAUUCAAUUUAGAAAACAUCACCAGUUAUUGUCUUGCAUUUUCUUAUUUAGGUGGAAAUAUAGAGAUAAUUAAUGAAUGUUUAAAGAAUUUCAAACCGGAUAGUCGAAGUAUGGAAUAUGCAAUUAUUUCACGAAACCCAGACUUUAUUAUGAAUUUAGUAAAUGAAUACCACAUUGAAAUUCAUUUAGAAUCUUGUAUCGGACAUGAAAAUGUUCAAGCAUACUGCAUGUAUUAUAAUGAAACAAAAAAUCUCAAUGCAUGUUUUCCGUAUUCAACAUGUUUCCAUUAUUUACCUCUUUGUCAAUAUUUCUUAUCAAAACAUCCAAACAUCAAUCAACAUGCAAUUGGAUUCAAAGGAAAUACUGCUCUCCAUUUUGCAGCAUGGGGAGAUCUUAUUGAUAUUGUUCAACUUCUUCUUUCGCAUGGUGCAAAUAUCAAUGAAAAAAAUGAAAAUGG
Molecule: messenger RNA, 1052 nt
Organism: Trichomonas vaginalis G3
Lineage: Eukaryota; Parabasalia; Trichomonadida; Trichomonadidae
Product: spectrin binding
Exons: 1
Molecular function (GO): protein binding
Source: RefSeq, a predicted model, not a curated record